CCAAGAGGCAACAGAAAACAUGGUGCAUCAUUUAUCAUCACUAGAGCAAUUACAGGUCCUGCAUUGUUUUUGCUUCGGUACAUCUGGUACAGCCCUGCGAAGUUUUCUCUGCCCACUGGACUGGUUCGUCUGGUUAAUAAGCAGAUCAACUGGCACCUAGUACUUGCAAGUAAUGGUAAAUUGUUGGCAGUUGUUCAAGACCAAUGUGUAGAAAUCAGGUCUGCAAAAGAUGACUUUGUAUCCAUAGUUGGAAAAUGUCAAGUGCCAAAGGACCCUAAUCCUCAGUGGAGGCGAGUGGCAUGGAGUCAUGAUUGUACGUUACUUGCUUAUGCUGAAAGCACUGGAACAGUGAGAGUGUUUGAUCUAAUGGGUAGUGAGCUUUUGGUCAUUUCACCGGUAACAAGUUUUCCAGGAGAUCUGAGUUAUGCUAUUGCUGGAUUGAUCUUUCUAGAAUACAAAGCAAGUGCCCAAUGGUCAGCCGAACUGCUUGUUGUUAAUUAUCGUGGAGAACUGAGAAGUUACCUUGUAAGUGUCGGAACAAAUCAAAGCUUUCAAGAAAGUCAUAGUUUCAGCUUUAGCAGCCAUUAUGUCCAUGGAAUAACUACUGUCAUUUAUCAUCCUGGUCACAGACUCCUCCUUGUAGGAGGCUGUGAAACAGAUGAAGAUGGAGUAUCUAAAGCAACUGGUUGUGGGAUAUCUGCUUGGAGAGUUCUGUCAGGCUCUCCCCAUUAUAAACAGGUUACUAGUUAUGAAAAUGACAUUAGAACAGCACAGAGAAGAGGAUUAUUAAGGAUUAUGAAUUUAAGACUUUACAGCAGGCGGGGAACAGAACAGGAUGGAGUUUUCAAGAUGAAUCUUUCUCCUGAUGGUGCUCUUCUGGCAGCUAUUCAUUUCUCAGGAAAACUGACUAUCUGGUCUAUUCCAUCUCUCAGACAACAAGGACAAUGGGACCAAACUGAUCAGCCAGGUUAUGAUGAGCUCAACCCAGACUGGAGACUCUCUAGUGAAAAAAGAAAGAAAAUAAAAGAUAAAGAAUCCUAUUAUGCAUUGAUAGAUGUAAAUUGGUGGGCAGAUAAUUCUGUCAUCCUGGCUCGCUGCUCUGGUGCACUGACAGUGUCAUCAGUCAAGACGUUAAGAAACUUGUUGGGAAAGUCAUGUGAAUGGUUUGAGAGUUCUCCUCAGGUUACUUCAGCUCAUGAUGGCGGAUUUCUAAGUCUGGAGUGUGAGAUAAAACUUGUUCCAAAAAGAUUACGCUUGGAGAGCAGACCUGGUGAUGAAGAUGAGGGAGAAGAUGACUCUGACUCAGAUGAUGAAACUUCUGCUAAGGACAGAUACUUCAGCUACGUAAAGCAAGCCCUGUACUUUGUGACAGAAAUGGAACGCUUUGCUCCUCCUCGGAAACGUCCCCGUACUAUUACAAAGAAUUUCCGCCUUGUCAGUUUGAGAUCCACGACUCCAGAGGAACUGUACCAGAGAAAAAUUGAUAAUGAAGAAUAUGGGGAAGCUUUGUCUUUGGCUCAAACGUAUGGCCUUGAUUCUGACCUUGUGUAUCAAAGACAGUGGAGGAAGUCGGCUGUUAAUGUUGCUUCAAUUCAAGACUACUUGAGCAAAAUUAAGAAGCGUGCAUGGGUUCUUCACGAGUGCUUGGAAAGAGUUCCAGAGAACGUGGAUGCUGCUAAGAAGCUGCUUCAGUAUGGCUUGAAAGGCACAGACUUGGAGGCUCUUGUGGCCAUAGGAAAAGGAGAAGAUGGCGGCAGAUUUAUCUUACCGGGGGAGGUGGACAUUGAAAUUCCCUAUGAAGACUUUUUGUCACCAGAUGAAGAAAUGGAUACUAAAAAGGAGAAAGAGGCCAAGAAGCAUCAGGAACUGCUAUUAUCAGUAAACUUCUCAAAGCUGACCCUGGAACAAAAAGAACUCUGCCGUAGCAGGCUGAAGCUGUUAACUUACCUUGAUCGCCUUGAAACCUAUGAGGAAAUCCUUGGAGGGCCUCAUGCAGCUGAGCAGCACUAUGAUGGUGAAUUCUUCAAGAAGUUCAGAAAUCAGAAUAUUGUGCUUUCAGCAAGAAGUUAUGCUCGGGAAAGCAAUGUCAGAGCCCUGGAAAUUUUGUUCACUUUCCAUGGAUCAGCUUUACUUCCACACAGACAGGCAAUUCUCUCCAAUUUUCCAGAGACUACUUCACCACAUGAAUAUGCUUUCUUGUUGCCUGAAGCUUGUUACAAGCAAGGGACUUUGAAAAUUCUUCCUUGGAAUGAGCAGAAACAUCGUGAAGAAGACUGGUGUGAAAAAGCAGAAUGCAGGAUGAUUGUUGAACCAACUUUACAAGAUGAAGGUGAAUUUCUGUAUGAAACGCAGCCUGAGUUACUGAAGUAUAGGACUACUGACCUUUCAGUAGAUCUUGUUACUGAUUGGUAUUUGAGCAGAGCACAGGAAAUUGAAAAAUACGCAAUGCAGGUGGACUGUGCUCUAUCCCUUGUUCGUCUUGGCAUGGAGAGGAACAUUCCUGGUCUGCAGGUGCUUUGUGACAAUCUGAUCACUCUUGAGACAGUAGUUUUUGAGACUGGUGGUGAUCGAACCUUAACUUUGAAGGAACUUGUAGAGAUGAAAGACAUUGAAAAGCUGAGACUCUUGAUGAAGAAUUCCUCUGAUGAAAAAUAUGUGAAGAAUGUUUAUCAGUGGAUGAUCCCUUUUCUCCACCGCUGUGAAAAUCAGUCCCCUGGUCUAGCAAAUUCACUUUUUAAAGAAUAUUUAGUAACAUUAGCAAAGGAAGACCUGACUCUACCUCUGAAGAUAUUUCAGAAUUCAAAACCAGCUUGUCAGCAAAAAAUUAUUCCUGAUCAAGACCAGCUGAUGAUUAUGGCAUUGGAAUGUAUUUAUAGUUGUGAACGAGAUAACCAGCUCUCUCUCUGUUACGAUAUUUUGGAAUGCCUUCCACAAAGAGGAUAUGGGCCUGAAACAGAUAAAACUAACACUCUUCAUGAUGAAGUAGAUGAACUGGAACAAAUUCUUAGCGUGUCAGAGCUGUUGGAGAAACAUGGACUUCAGAAACCUGUUUCCUUUGUGAAAGACACAAAGGAUAAUGCGGAGGAGGCGCGGAAGCUGAUGAUUAGACUGACGAGACACACAGGUCGCAAGCAACCAUCAGUCAGCGAGACGCAUUGGAAGGAAUUACUCCAGGAUAUGUUAGACAUGCAGCAGAAAGUAUAUACAUGCUUACAUUCAGAUAUUUGCUAUGAGAUAUUCACAGAAAGCCUUUUAUGCUCAAGCAGUAUAGACAAUAUCCAUUUGGCUGGUCAAAUGAUGCAUUGCAAUAUUUGGUCAGUGGAUCUACCAAGUUCAUCAAAAGGGAAGCCACAGUACCGAGUCAACUAUGCGAAAAGUAUCGAACUAGUUUUGGCUGCUGGCAGAGAGUACUUUAAUUCUUCAACGAGCUUGACUGAUAGCUGUAUGGAUUUGGCCAGAUGCUGUCUACAACUUAUUGGAGACUGUCCGAGCGCUAUUCAGGAGGAACUAGAUCUCAUUCGUGCCCUUGGCUACCUUGAAGAAUUUGGCGUGAAAAUAUUACCUCUACAAG
Messenger RNA from Cariama cristata (Red-legged seriema), 3571 nucleotides. It is a transcript of the gene NBAS, whose product is annotated as neuroblastoma amplified sequence. Gene Ontology annotation, cellular component: endoplasmic reticulum membrane; Dsl1/NZR complex. Gene Ontology annotation, biological process: retrograde vesicle-mediated transport, Golgi to endoplasmic reticulum. The record is from RefSeq and is a predicted model, not a curated record. The transcript is spliced from 30 exons. The annotation marks the transcript as partial. Gene Ontology annotation, molecular function: SNARE binding. NCBI's taxonomy places the organism in Eukaryota, Metazoa, Chordata, Aves, Cariamiformes, Cariamidae.